UCAAGAAAGGAACCAAGAUCUUAUGGUGACACAAUUUUUGUGCAAGUUUGAUUAAAUUCAAAUCAUAAAUGAAGCUGCUAUUGUGCAGACAAGGUCAAAAUUGCUAAUUCUGGCCCUAUCAGGGGCCAUAACUCUGAAACCCAUAAUGGAAUCUGGCUGGUUCAAGAAAGGAACCAGGAUCUUAUGGUGACACAAGUUUUAUGCAAGUUUGGUUAAAAUCAAAUCAUAAAUGAAGCUGCUAUUGUGCAGACAAGGUCAAAAUUGCUAAUUCUGGCCCUAUCAGGGGCCAUAACUCUGAAACCCAUAAUGGAAUCUGGCUGGUUCAAGAAAGGAACCAGGAUCUUAUGGUGACACAAGUUUUAUGCAAGUUUGGUUAAAAUCAAAUCAUAAAUGAAGCUGCUAUUUUGCAGACAAGGUCAAAAUAGCUAUUUUUCGCACUUUCAGGGGCCAUAACUCUGGAACCCAUAAUGGAAUCUGGCCAGUUCAAGAAAGCAACCAAGAUCUUUUGGUGGUACAAGUUGUGUGCAAGUUUAGUAAAAAUCAAAUCAUAAAUAUAGCUGUUAUUAUGUAGACAAGGUCAAAAUAGCUAAUUUUGGUCCUUUCAGGGGCCAUAACUCUGGAACCUAUAACGGGUUCUGGCCAGUUCAAGAAAGGAACCAAGAUCUUAUGGUGAUACAAGUUGUGUGCAAGUUUGGUUAAAAUAAAAUCAUAAAUGAAACCACUAUCGUGCAGACAAGAAAUUGUGGACGGACGGACGGUCACUAUGUGACAGGUGAGCUAAUAAAUGUACAAGACCAUUACAUGAUAAUCCAUUUUAGUUCUAUUAUUAUUGAUCAUAUCUAAUCUAAUCUUUGAGGGUUUUUGAAAUUUGCAGAAUUACUCUUAGUCAUUUUCUGACUUAAUAAAACAGUUCUCACAAUGAUAAACAAACCUGCCUAUAAAGACCACCUCUGGGAGAGGCAAAAUGGGGUUUUUAUAAAUUGAGAGGUGGUCUUUAUUCACACGUUAAAAUACACUGUAAAGGUUAAAAUGGGAAACGAAACAUGAAGUCUUUAGAGCCAGGUGGUCUCUGUUCAGAGGUGUUCUUAAACACAGGUUGAUAUAUACAUUUAUAUGUUGCCCUGAUGGUUAUAUAUGUGAAACAGAUAGGUAGACAAAAAUAUUUAGAGAGGAAACCCGAUGGAUGUUUUUUCUUUUUUAUUUAUUAUAUAUUUGUCCAGGAGUAACUUUUAAUAUAUAUAUAUGAAAGUUAAUACUGGAGCAGGUUGAUCAUAUAAAUUAGAUACAUUGUAAAGAUCCCUGUUACAUUAAAGUACUUGGGAUAAAUUUGUUCAGCAAUGAUGAACAGAACAACUAUGUAAAUCACGGUAAUUUUUUAAAAUGAAGAUUACAGCCAAGUCAAGACAUCAAUAUCCCGCACAUUUUUAAAGUAAGUAUUAUUGACUUCUGUUAUUUACAUUCUCAUCCAUCAGAGGUUCGUCAAAAUCCCGAGACGAACCUCUGAUUUAUUUCCAUCGUUUACUUGGUGAGCAUGCGCACUCGUAAUUACUAUCGGGAGUGGUUUCAGCCAAUCAUUGUUCGCCAUUAUUUGGAACUCUGAAUUGAAACUUCAAAAAAUAUGUAAACAAGAUACUUGCUUACGAUGGAUAAAGGCUGUAUUCCAUGAUUGCGAUAAAUAAAGAUUUAUUCCUGUAAUUCGACGUUAAGAGAUUUACAUCAAGAAAUAAUAAUAUUCGUCGUAAAUGGACAUCGUAUUCCCUCGAUAAUAUGAGAAGGGCGCGGUCACGCUUUUCACGGACGAUUUUGAUUGGUUCGCUACGAUUUGUCGCGAAACGACGCUGAUUGGCUGAAACGUUUUACCUGUAUUGUAACCAAACCAUAAAUAUCGGUGAAAUGUGCCAGAGGUUCAUCCGGGGAACCACGGUAGACCUCUGGUAUGCGAGAAUGGUUAUUUAUGAUGCAAUGUGUUUAGUGUAUAAUUUUAUUUUCAGUUUUAUAUAAGAGUGCACUGGACUCUUUUGGCUGUUGGGUAUAUGUGUGUGUUUACAUCCUUCUGUGUGUGCUUGCGUCCGUUCUAUUUUGUCAGGAACCUAACUUUGACAUGCAUGGACCAAUCUUGUUUAUAUUUGGCAUGAACGUUUACGUCGGUGAGAUGUGUCAAGCACAAACCCCAUAUUCCUAACUCAAAGUUCAAGGUCACAGUUGGAGGUCAAAGGUCAAAUUGAAGUUUGUUCGGAGCAUUUCUCCUUCAUGCAUGUUGGGAUUUUGAUGUUACUUGCUAUGAAUGUUCACCAUUAUGUGAUGGAAUGUCAAGCGCAAGAACUGUGUCUCUAGGUCUAAGGUCAAGGUUACACUAGACAGCUGGCGAGCUCAACACUCUGCCCAUGGAAAUACUUGUAUUUAUAUAGAGGCUCCCCCACUUUUAGGACACACCGCUAUUUUUUAUACACCCUUUUGAAAAACGGGACAUUAUGGGAACACCCCUAGCUGGCGUGCGGACAGCAUCCACAUACUUUGUCUGGAGCAUAUCUGCCUUAUGCAUGGAAGGAUUUUAAUGUCACAUGUUUAAAUUGUGCACCAUCAGACUGAAUGUCAUGCUCAAUAACCUGGUCCCUAGUUUAGAAUUACUUCCCUUUAUUGUUAUUUAAAUAGAUUAUAUUGUAACUUUUAUUACUGGUUGUAGGGAAAAAUCAAGACCAAUUUUCUGUACAACAUGCAUGUUACAUUCAAUUUUGAGAUGUAUGUUGACCUAUCUCUUCUACCUGGUAAAGAAUUUUUGUGUAGACUUAGAAAUUUUUUUAUUUUACUUUUUUUUUAAAGCUUAACUUCCCCAAGUUGUAACUAUAAGUAACUUAUAUUGUAACUUUUUUUUAUAAUUGACCGUAGGGAAAAUCCAAGACCACUUUUCUGUGGAACAAUAUAGAUGUUUCUUUCAAAUUUUAGGUGUAUUUUAAGGUAUUUCUACCUGGUAAGGAGUUUUUUGUGGACUUCGAAUUUUAACACAAUUACGCAACCAUAAAAUUAGAAUUCCAUUUGCAAAUACAGUUGCUAGACCAGUGUAUAUUUGCUAUGAUGGGCAUAUAUUGUGACAUUCUGGCACAUUUGUUUUGUUUGUCUUGGGUUUACGGCAGUCACUUAACCUAAUCAGUGUUCCUUGUUUCUGUACCAUCUUCGCAAGUAACUGCCAACUUCCCAACCCAAAUUAGAGGUGAAGGAUGAAUUAUUUCAGACACUGUCUUUUAUUAAAUUGUCUAGAGAACAAAAGUCUUGAGGAGAAUGAACUCACAACUUUACAUAAAUACAGACUGGUAUGAAAACUGAACCAAUUUUCAAGUCCAAAAAGGGCCAUAAUUCAGCCAAAAUAGUUGACAGAGUUAUGUACUCUUGUCUGCAGAUGGAAAUCAUAAUGAUAAACAAGUGUUCAAAGUUUUGAAGAUAGUUGACAGUUAUGUACUCUUGUAUACAGAUAGAGACUGUUGUAAUAAACAAGUGAUAAAAGUUUCAAAGCCAUUAUGUCAAACACUUUACACAAAAUGUGAACUGAUACGAAAAACAUGACCCAGAUUUCUAUGUUAAAAGGGGUCAUAAUUCAGCAAAAAUCCUUGAUGGAGUUAAUGUACUCUUGCCUAAAACUGGACAUAGAGAUGUGAAACAAGUGUUGAAAGUUUCAAAGCUUUAUCUCAAAGACUUUGUCAAAAAAGAACUGGUACGAAAAACUUAACCAUGGUGAGUAGGAUAGCUCUACUUAUUCUUUGAAUAAUCGAGCUAAAAAUGGAAUUCAGAGACCCAAACAUAAGUUUUUUUGAUAUUGUAAUAUUUUCCCUUGACCAAAUUGAAUUUUAUCAUUCGUAUCAGUUAUCAGAAACUCUGAGAAAAAGUAUGGGUCUACCAGUUAUUUUUUUAAGAAUUUAACAGAAUUACUCAAGAAUACCGCAAGUUAUGUAAAAGAAAAUAAUUAUGUUUUAUUUACAUUCUCUUUCCAUUCUUCUAGAUAAAAUGUCAACUGCAAUGUGGAAGAAGUGCCUCUUACACACCAUGCUGUCUUUAAAGGAAUCUUGAAGGUUUGAUGGAGGUAAAAGAGGAAGAUCUGCAGGAGAUGGGUAUUACUAAAAUAGGAUUGCGGAAAAGUUUCUUCGGAGCCAUUAAGAAAGUGAGAGAAGGUCACAUAGGCACCCAUGAUGAAAGGAAGGGAUUACAGUUGCAUGAGGUACCACCUGUAAAGAAGUCUUUGGCCGAAAACAAAUUUGGACUCUUGACACCAGUUGCAACUAAACUCCAGUCAUCAACUUCAAAUAGGAAAGAAAAAGCUACAGGAGGCACCCCUAAGAUUCCAAGUAAAGCUGCAACGCCAAGAAGGAAAAUGUUUUUUGACACAGACACAAAAGGAAGCCCUCAAAGACUGAUAACAACAAUGCUCUCAGCAGAUAGUCCAUCAACACACCCAACAGCAAGAUCAAAGGGUAUAAAGAUAUACUCUGAGAGAGAGAUAAGAGAUGCAAAGGGGCUAGACAAGGAGAGACUGCCCUUUUGGAAUAGUUUUGUGGAAGAACUUUGCAAAAAUCAGAACUUGUCAAAGCUUGAAGUGCAUGGAAUUGUCGACUACGAGUGGCGAUUAAGGAAAACAGACCUUCUUUUAAAUGAGGCAAGUGAAAGCAUGGCAAAGAAGGGAAUAGAUGAGAGAGUAGAGAGGAUGAAAGAGGCAAGGAAAAGGGUAGAAGAAGAAUACAAAAAUGUGAAGGAGGCAAGGGUUCAGGGACGGAAAACAGCUGCUGGAAUAAUUGAAGUGGAAAAUCUGCUGCCAGCUUUUACCGAAUUAAAAAAAGCCCAGGAUUGUGUGCAGAAGUGUUUGAGGAAGAAAUCAGUGAAGCAAAAAGCAAUCUGUAUUGAGGAAAGUCAUAGUGACCUGGAUGACAUAGAUGUGGAGGGAAUUGUUACAGAGAUUAAAAACGCAAGAAACACUUAUGAUAAUAUUGAAUAAAUCUACUGUAGUUUACAGCCAAUCAUGAAUCAUUGACUUGAAAAACAUUCAUCCAAUGUAUUUUAUUAACAAAAACCCUUAAUCUAGCUUUAUCAAUUAUCAUAUUUUUUCAAAUUAUUUCCGUAGUGACUAAAUUUUUGUUAUUUUCUAAAUCAAAAACAUGUACCGAUAAACUAGAGACGUUGAAAAAAUGUAAGUGUGGUUGAGGGGAUUCCCAAUUUUUAUAUCAUUAAACAACUUAUUGAUGUCAGGCUACUCAAACUCACUUUAACCUUACCCUGCUAUAUUACUUAGUUAUUAACACUACAAUGGACUGGUCCAUCUUUCUAUCUGGGCAACACCAUAUACUAUUUGAAGGGGUGUUCAAUGAAAAUUUACUGACUGAAUAGCAAACAAUGCAGACCAUGAUCAGACUGCACAUCCGUGCAGUCUGAUCUUGGUCUACACUGGUCGCAAAGCCAGAAUCACUUGCUGACAGCAGGCUAAAGGUUAAUGUAAAGAGAAAAUUUAUGUAUAAAAUCUGAUCAACAAAACAUUUGGGUGCCAUUUAACUGUUAUUCACUAUUUUAUGAUAUAGUAUUAUUCAUUUCCAGAUAUUAAGUAAUCACACAUUUUCACAUACCAAAAAUUUGAUGUAAAAUAUAAGCCUCAAGAGCAACAGAUUCUAUCUUUUUUUACAGAAACAGCAAUAAAAGUUUUCUAAACAUCAAUUCAGAACCUUAAAGCCCUCUACAGACGGUAGGUUUUUGUUGUACAACACUAAUUAUCUCAAGGAUGUACAAUUUUGAAAUUGUACAUUUUUCACAUACAGACAGUAUUCCAUUCUCAUAAAAAUCACAGAGAUUUACCUAGUAAACAUAGUGCAUCAGGUACUGAAAAAAAUGUAACUAUUAAUAAUAAAAAUAAUAUUCACCUUUUUAUGUUCCAUAAAUUUGAUUACAUAUGACACAAAUGAGUCACGCCAUGAGAAAACCAACAUAGUGGCUUUGCGACCAGCAUGGAUGCAGACCAGCCUGUGCAUCCGUGCAGUCUGGUCAUGAUCAAUGAUGUUUGCUUUCAAACUCUAUUACAAUUAGAGAAACCGUUAGGGAACAGCAUGGACCAGACUCGGAAACGCACUGUGUUGGUUUUCUCAUGGCGCGGCUCAAAUCAUUUAACUUUUCAGUGUCAUCCUUUUUCUAUUAUGCAUUAGAAGCCAUUUUAUAUUAAGAUUUGUGUUUAUUUUUUGGGCAAAUGUUUCUGGAAUUUCAUUCACUUGCCUCUUAUCAACUAAUUAUUUACCAAUUUGUUGCUUGUCAACGUGGGUGGUACGUAAGGCAAAACUUACGAAAUAGAACAUGUCCUAAUCUGUAAGUCAAGACUUAAGAUUUACGAAAUCAAGGAAUAGCAACGUACACACGGUAAUAUUUGGCUGUACAUCUUGAAUUUAAUUGGUGUUGUACAACACUAAUUAUCUCAAAGAUGUACAAUUUUGAAAUUGUACAUUUUUUACAUACAGACAGUAUUCCAUUCUAAUAUAAAUCAGAGAUUUACCUAUAUAACAUAUAGUGCAUCAGGUACUGAAAAGAAUGUAACCAUUGAUAAUAAAAUGAUAUUCACUUU
Messenger RNA from Mercenaria mercenaria, 6580 nucleotides. RefSeq lists its product as uncharacterized. The transcript has 5 exons. The record is from RefSeq and is a predicted model, not a curated record. Lineage: Eukaryota; Metazoa; Mollusca; Bivalvia; Venerida; Veneridae. Gene Ontology annotation, molecular function: protein binding. Bases 4067 to 4978 code for a protein of 303 amino acids.